Trichophyton rubrum CBS 118892 is the source of this 210-nucleotide messenger RNA. RefSeq names its product isocitrate lyase. The transcript has a single exon. The record is from RefSeq and is a predicted model, not a curated record. Lineage: Eukaryota; Fungi; Ascomycota; Eurotiomycetes; Onygenales; Arthrodermataceae. Gene Ontology annotation, biological process: carboxylic acid metabolic process. The coding region runs from base 1 to 210 and encodes 69 amino acids. Gene Ontology annotation, molecular function: isocitrate lyase activity.
AUGUCAUUCGUUGAACAAGAGGAACAGAAGUUCCUGCAAGAGGUUGAACAAGUCAAGAACUGGUGGAAAGAUUCAAGAUGGCGAUACACCAAACGUCCAUUCACCGCAGAGCAAAUUGUUGCCAAAAGGGGUACCUUGACAAUUGAUUACCCAUCAAAUGCACAGAGCAAAAAGUUGUGGAAGAUCCUGGAGGGUAGAUUUGCUGUAUGA